UGCCAACCGUCAAGUGUACACAGUAUGUUUACCCUGCCCGAGCUAUAAAGACGUGUCACCCGCUCUCGAGACAUUCUAGUGAAAGGCCUACGAAAAUGCGGGCAAUCUGCAUUUUCGCGAUCUCGUUACUUUCCUUGGCGUUGGCAGAUUCCGAACCUUGGGUAGAAGAAGAAGACGUAGAAGAUUAUAACGAUUAUCACAUCGACAAGCGUGACGUCGAAGGUCCAUAUGAGGAACAUAUUCGAGUAAAGCGAGGACACGAGAGGUCCAAGCGAGCUCCGGUGCCCAUUCAUCAAUAUGAAGUCUAUGAACCGUUUGAUGAAGGGUCCUACCCAGCUCCAUCUUAUCAGGAAAUGUUAGCGGCUAGUGCUGAACACUACCACAGAUAUUUACCCGCAAAUACACGGAUCGCUCGCCAUUUAAAUACGCAAGUAAACCCGGGACCUCUCACGUUUGGAGUUAGUCCAGAUCCCAUAGAAGUUGUUGCAGCACCCGUAAAUCUAUCUCCCGUAGCUAACACCAGACCAAUACAGUUCAGCAAUGAACCGCCAGCAGGCGUAUUGUUCUAUGAACAGAAGGAGGACUUGGCCCCAGCAGCUGGUCACAUUGUAAUAAAGCACAAUCCCCAUGCCUCGGCCCAUAAACAAGGAUUGGGUCAUGCGCAAGAAGCCAGUCACUUCGAUGCACAAGGAGGCAAGGUUGUCAAAGGUUCCAAAACAGACCACUACGUAGACAAAGGUGGCAAAGGACACAAAACUGACGAGCACCAUCGGAAAGAAUAUGAGGAAGCAGCUGGUAAAAAGAAAAAGCACCAUGACCAUGCUGGACAUAAGGGGAGUCAUCAAGAGGAGGCUUUUGGGCAAAGAGGGGCACACUUCGACGAGAAAAAGGGACACAAAAAAGGACACAAAACUAAGGGCUUCCAUAACAAAUAUCAUAAGGACGAAUUCCACAAGGAGCAUAAAUUCUACGACGACUUCCACAAGGGAGGUGAACAUCAUCGGUAUGGUAAAUUCAACGCACGACACGCAACCAACGAAAGUGGAAAGAAAAAAGCCCACCACGUAAACGCAGGCCACGAUUUUGUGGAGAAAGGCAAAAAUGGAUACAGCAAAAAGGGACAUGUGGAUGCUGACCAUCGGGGCCACAAGGGCAAAUCUGGACAUGAUGAACAUCAUUCACAUCACUCGCAGCACGGCAAGAAGGGAGGCAAAGAAGGUGGCUCUCAUUGGGCGUAUGCUAAGAAAGACUAAGAUAAUAUAAAAACUAGUAUUAAGUGAUUUGUACCCUGUACUAAAAAUGCGCUUCUAAUUCGUUCAUUCAGUUUUUGUGACUGUAAUUGUAAUGUUUUGUCUUACGAUGACGUUUGCCUAGUUAUACCUAUAUAUCCAAUGAAAUCAUUAUUGCAUCUACAGAGUGGUCCUUUAGAAACCUGCUUCUAUCGACAAUAUUAAAUAGAAUUAAGCAAUCUUAUUAUUGCGUUGCGAUGGGUAAUGUUUCUAAGGAUGUCAUAAUCGGUUUUAUAUUUCCGUUAUUGAUUUGUCAGUAGGUUACCAUUUAAUACAAGCAAAAAUCAUUAUUGAAAUACAGCUUGCAUGCUUACAGCUAUGUUUAUAAUCCCUUUCGGAUGAUAAACAUAGCUUUAAGCAUAAAAACGUGUUUACUUUAUUGUCUGAAUACUAAUUGUUGUAAUGUUUCUAUAACUUCAAUUGUAAACUAAAGUUAUUUGUAAAAUGGUUAUUAACGGUAACUAGUAAUUGGCGGCAAACGGACAAUGAACCCCUAUCAUAAAAAUAUAUAAGUUUAUAUCACUAAGCCGUGAUUUCAGUUACUAAACAGUAAGCAAAAUACAUAUAUUGUUGUUCGGCAAUAUAUAAAAUAUUAACUUUGACAAUGAUAAUAAUAUCAUUGUCAAAGUUUUCCACUAUCGAAACGUUAUUUGUAUGGCGUUCAACUCCCAGAUUCAAACGAAGUAUAAUUGUUCUGGAUUGGACCAAGUUAUCGCAGACGGUUCGAGAAUAAUUUUUUAUCUACCGUGACCAUGCUUAAACGAAUGUAACUGAAAUGUGUUAGACGCACUAAGCAAAAAUCUUGAAGGGCUUCAACGCAUUAGGAAAAGCAAUGUCUUAACGGAACCUGAUAAAGUGGAGUCUAUUAUAGUCAUUCUACACACACUUAAUAAUCAGAUGAAUAGAAAAAUACCUAGCCUUGAUAGUAGUACCGCGCGUAUGCCUUCAACAAUUUCUACAAUAAUUUAUUUGGAGCAAAACGUUGCGUCGGUUGAUUACAAUUGGUUGGCAGUGUCUCCUUCACAAUUAAGUGACAAAAUUCCUUUCUCUACUGUACUUCUCUCGCUAUUACGCCUAGUGUUCAGUCCCCUGAAACGUGCUGUAUUGAAAUGUAAAAUACAGCCGUAUUUCCUAAUCUAAUUAAAAAUUGUCUAAGUAAGUACUUAUUGUAUUGGUCACACAAGCAUAAUGGCGGCUGUACUCGCAUCGCAAGUUAAAGGUUUCAACGAGUAAAGCCACCAACAUUUGUAAGUAUUAUUAGAUAAUAGAUUAGAUAACGGGUUUUAUAUUUUUGAUAUUGUCAUAAAAACGUUCCUAUUUA
This is a messenger RNA of Pieris rapae (cabbage white), 2610 nucleotides long. RefSeq lists its product as uncharacterized. The transcript is spliced from 4 exons. The coding region runs from base 96 to 1253 and encodes 385 amino acids. Lineage: Eukaryota; Metazoa; Arthropoda; Insecta; Lepidoptera; Pieridae. The record is from RefSeq and is a predicted model, not a curated record.